Closterium sp. NIES-67 is the source of this 2293-nucleotide messenger RNA. NCBI's taxonomy places the organism in Eukaryota, Viridiplantae, Streptophyta, Zygnematophyceae, Desmidiales, Closteriaceae. The record is from the annotation of a GenBank genome assembly.
AAACCGAGGAGGAAAGGAGGGAAGGACGAAGGGACUAUUCACUAGGGUCAAAGGCUCUCUCAUCUCUCUCGUGCGGGCGAGCGCGCAGCGGACCACCCACCCACCCAGGGUUACAGGUUACAUACAAUCCAGAACAGGCCAAAAGAAGCCAGCCAAGAUUGCUCGCACGCUAGCGAAGGAAUGCCCCUCUCAGUCAAGAACGAUAGUAGCUCUUUUGCCCCCUGCUGACCCGCUUACUCCGAUCCGAACCACUUCACUUCACAGCAAGCUCAACGACGCUCGUCCCGCUAGUUGUCGGCCUCUCUGCCAUUAAAUCUUAUCUCUGAUAGUCAACCAGCCAGCUCGCGUGCGCUGUGCUGCUAACCCCUCGAGAGAAUCUGCUUCCCUCAACAGAAUCACCUGACUGUAUUUUAGACAUCUUUGAGUCGACUAAAAAAUCACCACCAGAAUCAUCUGACUGUAUUUUAGGCAUCUCCAUAGAGAGACACGCGCGCCUAGGGAUUCAUCGAAGCGCCAUCGCUGACUUCUGCCAGGGUAGUUACUUUCGACAAUUGCCUUGGGGCAAUUUUGCCUCCGUCGAACAGCACACUUUCCUCUCACCAAUAUUGUUAGAAUCUGCUAUUGCUUAUUACGGAGACGGAGAUGGCGGGUAAUCGGCGAAAUCUGGUAACCCUAUCGCUCUCUGUGCUACUGUUCGUCGCCUUCGUUGAGAAGAGUCCGCCUGUCGCCUUGGCGUAUGGUCGAUUCAAGCAUAGAAUGGCGCCCAUCCCUUUCCCUAACGUCACCAAUCCAGACCCCCCCGAGCCCUGGACGUGCGACAUUUCCUCCGGCGCCUGGUCGCUUUCCACGAACCUUCCGCUCUACACCGGGCUGACGUGCCCCUACAUCCGCUCCGGCCACAACUGCCAGCGGGCGGGGCGCUCCGAUAUGAGCUACCAGAAGCUGAGAUGGCGGCCGUGGGGAUGUAAGGUGGUGCAGCUAACCCCGCAGCGACUACUCAACCUUUUCCGCAACAAGACCGUAGUGGUGUUCGGCGACAGCGUGUCCAAGGACCUAUCCACGUCGAUCAAGUGCGCGCUCAACGCCGCCAAUCCCAACUGGACGCGCUUCAAGCUGGCAGGGGGGACGACCAGAGUGUGGGGAGAGAAGAUGGAUCCACACAACAUCCGCUUGGCAUCCCUCUUCUCCUCUCACCUCAACAACAUUGGCCUCCUCUCUGAUGCACUUCAGCCUCCCUCCGUGCCUGGCUCCGGCAAGAGAAAGCAAAGUGCAGCAGCUGCUGCUGCUGCUGGUGCAUUAGAAGCAGAGACAGCGGCCGAAACAGCAGCAGGGGGGGCAGUGUCAACGGAAUCAGCCAUCGCACGAGCCAUUGCCAUGUCGGCUGCAGCAGACGCAGCAUGGCCACGAGUGUCAACAGCAGUAGCAGUAGCGGCAGCUGCAGCAGCAGCAGACGAAGAAGCAGCAGUGGCAGUAGCAGCGACAGUGGGAGAAGCAAAAGCGGGGAAGAAGAAACCGAGCAUCGUGUCUCCCCAGGCGCAGCAGCAAGCAAGACGCAUUUAUCUAGACCAAAUCGACCCGAAGAUUAAAGACCUCCUCCCAAAAGCCGACAUAGUUAUAUUCCAGGCUACUAAUUGGUGGUACGCCUCUGACAACCAGUGGUUCUUAGGCGGGCAGCAGCAAAAGAUCACCCGGAACGCGGCCUACGCGAUCGGGCUUAAGACUUUGAAAAACUAUGUGGAGAGCUCAGGUUUUGCCGGUAAGGCAGUGGUGAUGGGGGUAUCGCCGUCGCAUUACAUCGUCCCGGAAGCGGGAAUGAAGGAGGGAAAAUGCGAUGUCAACCAUCCGAUGACUUGGAACCAGACACAAGAAGUGAGGCGGAUGGAUAGCCGAUCGUUUGAAAUGCGCAAAGUGCAGCUACAGGUGCUAAAGGGGUCCAAGUUACGUUACGUGGAUGUGUUACCAAUGAGCUUCUGGCGUCCGGAUGGGCAUUUAUCAAAAUGGACCACUCCAGGCGGGAACACAGGGAAGCAUGACUGCCUGCAUUGGUGUGAAGCUGGCGUAACAGACUCGUGGCUGGAGAUGCUUUAUAACACACUGCUAUAAGUGGCAGGCUACACUCAAGCAGCCUAAACAGUAUGUCCAACUGCACGUUGGAUGAUUAGGUAGAAGGAAGCAGAAAAACAUUGGCAUAAUAAGGGCAUUCCACCUGUCUGUCACAUCCUCUGCCUCGCUCAGCGAAUACAGUAUGUGCUCACUGCUCUCUGCUGUACAGCAUGUACCCUGUGCCCAUAAA